Clarias gariepinus (North African catfish) is the source of this 1914-nucleotide messenger RNA. It is a transcript of the gene las1l, whose product is annotated as LAS1 like ribosome biogenesis factor. The coding region runs from base 94 to 1827 and encodes 577 amino acids. Gene Ontology annotation, cellular component: preribosome, large subunit precursor; Las1 complex. The transcript has 13 exons. Gene Ontology annotation, biological process: maturation of 5.8S rRNA; maturation of LSU-rRNA. NCBI's taxonomy places the organism in Eukaryota, Metazoa, Chordata, Actinopteri, Siluriformes, Clariidae. Gene Ontology annotation, molecular function: endonuclease activity. The record is from RefSeq and is a predicted model, not a curated record.
UAUUGUUUGGUUCAGGUCGGUGUGUGUUGUUUUUGUUGAUCGGUUCCGUUAAUCAGAGCGGCUCGGUUUCAGCGGGUGUUUAACGGUGUGGAGAUGAAGAGGAAGCGCGCGCAGAGGCGCCGCCAUGUGGUCGCGUGGCUGAACAGAGCGGAAUGGGAGCAGGUGGUGGAGUACCUGAGCUCGCGCGAGACCGCCUUACAGACACACGCGCUGCAAAGAAUCACCGCGUGGAAGGGGAGGUUCGGGCCGAGCACUCCGGUCGCCGUGGAGACCACGGCCAAUCUGGUGCGCUGUCAGAUCCUGGACCGGAGCGGCAAACUGGAGCGAGACGACCUGGUGCUGCUGUACGGCAUGGCGCUGACCAGGUUUGUUAACCUCAUUCUGGAGAGAAAGCAGGGCCGUGUUGCUAAACCCCUGCGCCUCCUCGCCAGCACCAUGAACAUUCCAGAAUGGAUCGUGAAUCUGAGACAUGACAUCACACACCGCAGACUUCCCACGCUCAAAUGGUGCCGCAAAGGCUGUGAGUUCGUGUUGAACUGGCUGCAGCAGCAGUACUGGUCUCGGCAGCUCAGCAGCCUGGCAGACUGGAACUCUUCAUCUGAGGAAGAGGAUGAGGAGGAGGAUGAAGAUGAGAGGAAGAGGAGAAAAGAGGAGGAGGCGACAAUCAGACAGAGAGAGAUCGAGAGACACAAGAGAGCGAGAGAGCUGCUGAUCUCCUAUGAACGAGAACAGUUCCAGGUGUUUGAGGAGAUGAUGAAGCAGGGUUCGGGUCGAGGGGCGUGGCCUAACGCCAGCCCAGAUCUCAGCUGGAUCCUCGCACAGAUACAGCAGCUCAACUCAGAGGCCAGAGAUGCACUGAUCGGUACGUUAGUGCAGGAUGGGUUUCUAAUCCCGACAGCAGAGCAGCUGGAGUCCCUGAACAUCGACCCGUCAGAGGAGCUCCUGGACCCGAGUUCUCCGUGUGUUCCUGUAGGGUUCCUGCACUUCUGGUUGCCGCUGCUGAAGGUUCUGAACUCCAGCUCGUUUAUUCAUCAGCUGCUGGAGAAGCUAUUCGCUGAGCUCGCUAACGAGCCGACCAAUCACAGAGCUUAUUACUCUUCGGCCUGGAUCUCUGAGAUCCUCCAGUGCAACUGCAGGAGUGAGUCGAAGCUCGCCAGGAGGAUGAGGAUGAUGAAUCAGCGGUGGUUCAUGAGUCGCGUGUCGCUCCGGUGGACUGACCUCCUGUCGGCGUGUGUGAGCGCGCCGUGUGCUGCUACACCAUACCUGCUGCAGCAAAUUUUGACAGACAUGGAUAAGCCCCUCCCCCUGGACACGCAGCAAAACUUGCUCCGCCUCUGCUCCAUCUAUACGCAGGGUCACCAUGACAACUGUGCCCCCGGUAACCCUGACCACUCCCACCCCAUCUACACUCUCGAGAGCCUGCAGGAGAGAGUGGGCGGGGCCGCGCAAAAAAACACACCCACUGAAAGGGCCGGUAAAGCCGCGGAGUCGGCGAAGGCUCCGCCCACUCAGGAAGUGCAGGAGCAGCUGAGCGCUGAAACGGUGCAGGAAAGAAACGCGGCGCUGCGCGGCUCAGCGUGGAGCGUAUGCACAGACAAGGUUCCCUGGAAGCAGUACCCUCUGGGAAAGGUUCCGGGUCAGACGGAUGACCCGUCAUGUCUGAUGGUGGAGACGUACUGCACGCUGACUGUGUUCGACCAGCAGGUCAAAGGUCAUGGUCACCACGGCAACCAGAGUGUACCACUUCAGAGCAGAACCGGGUCAGACGGACUCCUGUGGACCCACAAUGACAUCACCAAGCUCAAAGCCGGACUCAAACUCUUCUAACACACACACACACAUGAGGGUGUGUGUUACAGCAUCACAUGUUGCAUGUUCUGACUUUUUCAUAUUAAAGUUUCCUGUGAAUAGACA